Messenger RNA from Portunus trituberculatus (swimming crab), 1318 nucleotides. RefSeq names its product probable low-specificity L-threonine aldolase 2. Bases 120 to 1250 code for a protein of 376 amino acids. NCBI's taxonomy places the organism in Eukaryota, Metazoa, Arthropoda, Malacostraca, Decapoda, Portunidae. Gene Ontology annotation, biological process: glycine biosynthetic process; L-threonine catabolic process. Gene Ontology annotation, molecular function: L-allo-threonine aldolase activity. The record is from RefSeq and is a predicted model, not a curated record. The transcript has 9 exons. Gene Ontology annotation, cellular component: cytosol.
CUCUAUCACGUGGGUCAGAUAACCUUAUGUAAUCUGUCUGUUGGCCACCCCCAGCACUACAACAAACCUUAAUCAGUGUUGCCUUGAAGUGACCAGCGACCAGUGGGCAGACCAGCACUAUGGCACCUACCACCAGCAGCGACAAGGAGGCGGUGGUGGUGGUGGAUCUCAGGAGUGACACCCUGACUCAGCCCUCGGCCCUCAUGAAGCAGGCCAUGGUGGAGGCGCCGCUGGGGGAUGACGUGUUUGGUGAAGACCCGACAGUGAUUGCCCUCCAGAAGAAGGUGGCUGCUCUGCUGGGGAAGGAAGACGCCCUUUUCGUCCCCACCGGCACCAUGUCCAAUCUUGUGGCAGUCCUAACGCAUUGCCAGCAGCGAGGGAGCGAAGUUAUCUUAGGCGAUCAAAGCCACAUUCACCUGUACGAACAAGGUGGGAUUUCUCAACUCGGGGGCGUGCAUCCCAGGACAGUGCGGAACCUACCUGAUGGAACCUUUGACUUGCAUGACCUGCGGAGAGUCGUGAGGUCUGACAACGAGCACUUCCCUGUCAGCGCCCUCGUCUGCGUAGAGAACACCCACAACGUAGCCGGCGGGAAGGUGGUGCCCCUGGAUUGGAUGGACGAGCUGGGGGCCACGUGUCGCCAGCUGGGCCUGCCUCUACACAUGGAUGGGGCGCGCCUUCUCAACGCCGCCACCGCCCUGGACCUCCCGCCUGCCCGUCUCGUCAGGAGCUGCACCACCAUCAGUCUGUGUCUCAGUAAAGGGCUUGGCGCUCCUGUGGGCUCCGUACUUGCCGGCCCUCAAGAUUUCAUUAAAAGGGCGCGGAGGACCAGGAAGGCGGUAGGGGGCGGCAUGCGGCAGGCAGGGGUGGUGGCUGCCGCAGGAAUAUUUGCCCUGGACCACGUGUAUCCAGCCCUGGGACGCGACCACCGCCUUCUGCAGGAGUUAGCCCAAGCCGUGGAGGGGUGUGGCAGCAAGGUCAUAAGGUGUGACCCGCGCGGCGCCCACACCAAUAUCCUGCUGGUGGAGUGUGACCCCAGUGUGGUGACCCCCGAGGCACUGUGUGAAAGGAUGGGUCAGGCAACCCCAGCAGAAGUGACGUCACUGGGGGAACACGUCAUCGUCCGUAUUCUGCCCCUCACUGAUUCUAAAGCUCGAUUGGUCCUUCACUGUGACGUCACGCCCGGCCAGGUCCAAUCAGCGGCCAGAAAGCUGCGUUACGUCAUCAAGGAGCUGGAUUCUGAAUGCUGAUUGGCUGAUGGGUCUUUGUUUACCUUUGGGCCAAUGUAUCUUUUUGUUGGAAUAAAUUGUUGUGCUGG